UUUUAAAAACUGUUCUAGAUUAUUAGAAAACAUGGAAUGGAAGGAUUUUACUUUGAUAUUACUUAUCAAGAAUUUACUCCACCAAUGUUGCAGUCACUAAUUACACAUUCUAAGCAAUGUACUCAAGAUAUCAAAUAUGAAUGUUUCAAAAUGCCACUUGGAUUGAGAACAUAUACUUGGAUGGAAUCUUCUGCUUCGGGACAUUAUGUUACAACCAUUGGUAGUAAUCUCUCUUCAGGAAGAUGUCCCUGUUCGGAAACAAGAAGUUGUGCCAAUUCGUCAUUAAUGUGUAAUUGCGACAUCAGUGAUGCCAGAUGGCGGGUCGAUGAAAGUACUUACACAGAUCGCAAAGAUUUGGGUAUAACGAGAGUGUAUAUUCUUCAGCCUCCUAAUACAGCAGCUGAUGCCGAAGCACGUUUAUCAAUCGGGCAAUUAGACUGUGUGGAAACAGAUACCCAGCAAUAUGUUAUCACUUUUAAAACUCCCGUUUCUUCUGUUGAAGUACCUGGCUGGUACAGAGGAGAUAUGGCAUUUAGUUUUCGAACUUCUAAUAACAGGGCCGUUUUGGUAUAUCAAGCUGCAGUGCACACAACACAUGGAUAUUUCAGAGUACUGUUAAUAAAUGAUUACGAGCUAUCAUUUGAAUAUACAGUCAACGGAAAGCCUGAAAGUGUAAUAGUAAAAUCUGGUCGUAAACUUAGUACCGGAGAAUGGCAACAGGUUUGGGUGGAUCACGAUACGCAUCAUAUGCGUUUUACUGUCAAUUCACAUAGCGAAAUGAGAGACUUGGGAGAAGAAGAGGAAGCUGGACCUUUUGAAGGACCAUUAUUUGUUGGAGGAGUACCUAAGCAUCACGCAGGUAACUCUACAAUAAAAGAAGGAUUUAUUGGUUGUUUUAGAGGUUUAGUAAUUGGUGAUUCUGUCGUAAAUCUUCAUGAGCAUUUAAUAAAAAGUUCACCAGACAUUGUUGUUAACUGCCAGCCAUCGUGUUCUCCAAAUCCUUGCAAAAAUGGUGGUAGUUGUAUAGAAUAUUGGGGAUCUUAUGCAUGUGAAUGCCAUAAUCCAAUUGCUCAUUCUGGAAAAAACUGUGAAGAGAAUAUUAAUGUUAAUGGAAUAACAUUCCUCACUUCAAAUUCCUUUUUUCAUAACAAAACAAAUGAAAAUGAAACCUAUGUAAUGAGUCCGGUUAUGGAUCAGGAUAUUCUACUUAAUUUUCGAACUUAUGAAGAAAAAGCCCUACUUCUUUAUGCCAAUGACCACCUAAAUAAUUUUGUUCAACUUCAUUUUGACGAAGGAAAAUAUGUCUAUUUUACAUUUAAUUCUUAUCGUUCUGUAGUCCAAGGAGUUGUCGAAACAUCAGGAAUUUCAAAGGGGCUUCCUGUACAAAUCAAAUUGUCGAGACAUAAAGACAAGACAAUUCUGCAGGUGAAUAACAAGAAACUUGUAAUUAACAAACCUAUCAAAUUUGUAGAAAAAUAUCGCCAGGAACCAUGGGUGGAAGGACAAGAUUUAGAAUUAAUUAAACCACCAAGAGGCAAUUAUCCAACAAUACCGCAUGCUGAAAUGUUUCUUGGAAAUGUCGGGAGAGGAACCGUGUCGUAUCUUCCCGGGUUUGUUGGUUGCAUGCAGGGACUGAAAAUAGGAAAUUCUAUUUUUGAUCUCGAGAAAGCUGCUUUGCAAAAAUCUGAUUUUUCAGGACAAUUGAGGCCGGGUUGUAAAAUGUUGUGUGAUGAAAUGCCUUGUCAUAAUGGUGGUAUAUGCAUUGAAGAUUGGAAAAAUAAUUAUACUAAUUGUGAUUGUACUUUAACAUCUUACACAGGAGAUGCAUGCCAAAAAGUUGGCUACCNAUCAUUAACUCCAGAAGGAUCUCUUUUGAUAGAAGAAGAUAGAGAAUCUGAUGGAAUUGUAAGAAAAGUAAUUAAAAAGAGUGGAGGUAGUUUUGCCGACAAUCACAGACACUGGAUUUAUUACACUCGCGACGGGAAUCAAAUUAAACUCAUAGUAGACGGAGAAGAACACAUUCCGACUAUUCAACAGACUGCGGACAACAUAGAAAAAUCUACAGAAACAUCGAGCAAGGCAGUCAUUGGUGGAACCCAGACCAGAGAUCACAGGUUUGAAGAUUACGGAAAUUUUCACGGCUGCAUAUCAAAUGUGAUAAUUGAAUUGGGUGGAUUCCACAUGAAGCCAUUGGAAACUGUCUUUGGUUAUAAUAAACUUGCCAUGGAAAAAGUAAAAACGGAAGGACCUCCAACCGAGGGUAAAUGUGCCAGCUUUGGGAACGUAGUUACGUCUUCUACCGAAACACCUGGAAUUCCCCAUGACAGGGUCCAAGUUUGGAAACCGGAACCACCUGUGAAAAUUAAGUAUACAACUAUUUACAUAGAAACAGAAGCCAACAAGCUACAGAAAAUAAUGGAGUCCAGUAUCAAAACAGCAAUAGUAAUGGGAGUAUUCUUUCUACUGGUGAUGUUUGCACUGUCAUUGUACAUAUGGAAAAUCCAAAAGCGUCACAAGAAAAGACAGCUGAGAGCCGAAAUGUUGUUUUUUCAAGGAAGGCGAAGUACAAUGAACCAAAGUAAAAUAACUAAUUUCGGAACACCUGGUCGCUACGUAGAGUUUUCUUCGGACACUCAGCCGCUGGCAGCCUCCGACACAGAGACCAACUCCAAACCAAAGACUAAUCAUUCCAAACCUUUUGCCAAUGCCCAACAGCAGAAUGUGGGGAAUGAUAACAGGGUGCAAGAAGAAACUGAAACUGAAAACUCUCCCUUGUUGAAAGAAAAAGAUGAAGUAGAUUUGUCAAUACGACCAUCAUCUUCCCAAGAACUGGAAUGGGAUCCUGCUGCAGAUAAUGCAGAUUUAAUUACCACUGCCAUGAAUGAAAUGACUCCGGACGAGAUAGGAGAUGAUUCGGAGGAGGUGGAAAAUCCCGGUCCUCUCCGUUCACAAAUACUUAGAAACGUGCCCUUGGCUUCGGCCAGUGAGGUGACAAUAAACCGACUCAGUCAAACGUUUGCCUGAUUGGAUUCGAGCGAGUGCUCGACAAACAGUAUUAGGUCAUAAGAAAGUCUUGUCGCAGACAUGGAAGUUCGUGCCAAAUAUUUUGUUGCACGUUGUGCAAAUAAUUACCAAAUCAUUAAUUCUAGUCUUAGAAUACUGAACAGACGUCACAAGAAUAAAUUUUGAAGAUCUCAACCAUUCUUAGAUGCUAGAAGAAAGUCACAGAGUGCCGAGCGAUAGCCCUUUGGUAAAUAACGAUUGUAACGAGAAAGGACGUUGCCUUUUUUACAGAUAAAUAAAGUUUGGAAAUUUGAUUUUUUGUUUUGAAUGCUUAAAAUAACAAGUUCUCAGUUAUUAUUAAAUAAUUUUUGCUGUUUA
Molecule: messenger RNA, 3381 nt
Organism: Centruroides sculpturatus (bark scorpion)
Lineage: Eukaryota; Metazoa; Arthropoda; Arachnida; Scorpiones; Buthidae
Product: contactin-associated protein like 5-3-like
Exons: 19
Coding region: 37-3024 (995 amino acids)
Source: RefSeq, a predicted model, not a curated record